AUGUCGAAUGAUCUGGAACAUCGUAGUUCACCACCUGAUUUUGGUGAUGAUGAAAUGAAAGAUGAUGAUCAAAUGUUUAAAUCAGCUACAUUACCGGUUACCGAUGAUAUUCCAUUAAGUGAAGAUGAUGAAGAAGAUGAAAAUCCAUUUGGUGAACCAUCUGUAAGUAAAAAAGCAUCAACAAAUAUUAAUGAAUUAUCUACAAAAAAUGAUACACCAUUAACUAUUCCAUCUGUAACACCUAUUGCUGUAUUAGAAUCACCACCAAUGAAACAAGAUAAUCAAUUCUUUCCAAGUGAUACCGGUAUUAACUCAAUAGAAUCAAGUACACAACCGGUAUAUGAAAAUCAAUCUUCGGCAAUCUCAAAACCUAUAACAAAUGAAAAUAUUAGUACAACUAAACCAAUACAAAAACCAAAAGAAGAUCAUAAUAUUGAAAUAACUGUUAAUGAUCCUACAAAAGUUGGAGAAGGUAUGUCAUCAUAUAUGACAUAUCGUAUAACAACAAAAACAUCAUUAUCAAUGUUUAAACAAAAGGAAUUUUCAGUCAAUCGUCGUUUUAGUGAUUUUCUUGGUUUACAUACAAAACUUGUUAGUAAACAUCUUCAAAUGGGUGUUAUUAUUCCAUCACCACCUGAAAAAGAUUCAUUAUCAAUGGCUAAAGUUAAAAUUUCCAAAGAUGAAGGCAUACCAACAGAUUUUAUUGAUCGUCGUCGUUCACAAUUAGAACGUUAUUUAAAUCGUUUAGCACAUCAUGAUAAAUUAAUUCAAGAUCCAGAUUUUCGUGAUUUUAUUGAAAUGUCAUCUGAUUUACCUAAAUCAACAAGUACACAAGCAUUAAGUAGCGCUGGUGUUCUACGUGCAUUAUCAAAUAUAACAAAUCAAGUUACAAAAUUAACAACAAAAACAAGUGAACAAGAUCAAUGGUUCGAAGAAAAACAUACAUUUAUACUUGAUUUACAUACAAAUUUCAAACAAUUAUUUAAUCAUUUCAAUACAUUAUUUACUCAACGUAAAGAAGCUGGACAAGCAUUAAAACUAUUAUCAACAUCAUUAAAUCAUCUAGCAACUAUUGAAGAACAUACAUUAUUAUCAAGUGCUUUAAUUGAAUUAGCUAAUGUUGAAGAAAAAAUUGAACAAAUAAAUAUUGAUCAUUCAUUAAAAGAAUAUACUUUAAUAAGUGAAUUAAUUAAAGAAUAUAUUUCAUUAUUAGAAAUGGUUCAAUUAGCAUUUCAAGAACGUAUUAAAUUACAUCAACAAUGGUUAACUGCUGAAGAUACAUUAAAGAAAAAACGUGAAGCAAAACUAAAAUUAGAACAAACAGCGAAAAAUGUUGAUAAAUUACCUCAAGCUGAAAUGGAAAUCAAUGAAUGGGAUGGUAAAGUUAUACGUGGUAAAGAAGAAUUUGAACGUAUAUCAACAUCAAUUAAACAAGAAUUAGAAAAUUUUGAACAAACACGUAUUGAUGAUUUUAAACAAGGUAUACAAUUAUAUUUCCAACAAUUAUUAGAACAACAAGAAAAAAUUUUAGAAAUUUGGGAAAGUUAUUUACCAGAAGCAAAUAAAAUAAAUUUAUAA
Adineta steineri is the source of this 1578-nucleotide messenger RNA. Lineage: Eukaryota; Metazoa; Rotifera; Eurotatoria; Adinetida; Adinetidae. The record is from the annotation of a GenBank genome assembly.